This is a messenger RNA of Oncorhynchus nerka (sockeye salmon), 6796 nucleotides long. RefSeq names its product protein FAM131A-like. The record is from RefSeq and is a predicted model, not a curated record. Lineage: Eukaryota; Metazoa; Chordata; Actinopteri; Salmoniformes; Salmonidae.
AAACUGCACAAAGACUACACAGAAGCCAUGAUGAAAAUGCAGAACUUGCAAGCAAGCAAAACAGUAACAAAAAGCAAGUGAAAACGGGGACGAACGUGCUGGACUUUUCCCCGCCCUCGGCGUCACACGAGGGGUCUGAGCAGCACGCGGUAUCCUUGCGGAACCCAGAGAAGACUCCCGGGAGAGAGAGACUUCAGAUCUAUAAGGUAAAUGUUGAAGACACCGUUGAAAUGUUACCAAAAUCGAGAAGAGCACUUACCAUUCAAGAGAUUGCGGCAUUAGCCAGAUCUUCAUUACAUGGCAUCUCCCAGGCGAUGAAGGACCAUGUGACACGGCCCACAGGCAUGGCCCAGGGCAGGGUGGCCCACCUGAUAGAGUGGAAGGGCUGGUGUAAGCCCACUGACACCCCCGCAGCUCUGGAGUCUGACUUCAACAACUACUCUGACCUCACCGAGGGAGAACAGGAGGCCCGCUUUGCUGCAGGUGUGGCAGAGCAGUUUGCCAUAGCGGAGGCUAAGCUGAGAGCCUGGUCGUCUGUGGAUGGAGAUGACUCUAAUGACGACUCGUAUGAUGAGGACUUCAUUCCUGCCAACGAGCCCACAACACAAAGCACAGAGGUGCCUCCUUACCUGAGGGACAUUCUUCAAAGUCAGGUGUGUCAGCACCUGGGUCUGCGGGGGCCAUGCUGUGAGGGGGCAGGAGGAGGAGAGGGGGGAGAGAGGCCCUCUCCCACCUCCACAGACACCCUCUGCUCCAGCCUCUAUAGCCUGAAUGAGCAACACCCCUUACUGCGAGAUCUCACCCAUCACUGCUGCAACAACUACGGUAACACCGCCGAGCUGGCUGCCAAGAUCCUCUCGGCCCUGCAAGGGGGGGAGGAGCUGCUGUUGGCCCGCCUCCAGAGGGUGGGGCAGGGGGUUAGAGGGGGAGGGGACUUCAACAACCUGGGGGGUGGGAGGAGCCGGCCGGGGGGGGAGGAGUCACCUUGCUACUCUGUGACCUACUCCGAGACCUAUCUGUCGCCCGGGGAAGACGAAGGUACGCCCUGCAAAGACUAUGAGGGCACCGUGGGCCAGGGAGAAGGACAGCGCGAGGUGUACCCACCUGACUAUGCCACCCACAGGAAGGUCUCAGAUGUAGCCUCCUCCGGGGUGGUGUCUCUGGACGAGGAUGAAGAGGAGGAAAAGGAGGAGGAGGAGGAUAGGGGGAGAGAGCAGAGAAACCAAUGACUACCCUGUCAUUGAUUUUUGUUUCAUCAGUUGUUCAUCUCUCCGUCCCUCCCAUGGCCUCUGACAUGUCUCCGUCCCUCCCAUGGCCUCUGACAUGUCUCCGUCCCUCCCAUGGCCUCUGACAUGUCUCCGUCCCUCCCAUGGCCUCUGACAUGUCUCCGUCCCUCCCAUGGCCUCUGACAUGUCUCCGUCCCUCCCAUGGCCUCUGACAUGUCUCCGUCCCUCCCAUGGCCUCUGACAUGUCUCCGUCCCUCCCAUGGCCUCUGACAUGUCUCCGUCCCUCCCAUGGCCUCUGACAUGUCUCCGUCCCUCCCAUGGCCUCUGACAUGUCUCCGUCCCUCCCAUGGCCUCUGACAUGUCUCCGUCCCUCCCAUGGCCUCUGACAUGUCUCCGUCCCUCCCAUGGCUUCUGACAUGUCUCCGUCCCUCCCAUGGCCUCUGACAUGUCUAAACCUGUCUGCAUGUUUUUUUCAUGACUUGAACUCUUACUGCAGUGUAACCUCUCUGUCUUGGCGUCAUCGCAUCAUGUCGAUCCCCUACCCGCCUGCCCCCUUGACCAUUUGAUAUGUAUCAAUAUAUUUUUGUCUUGAGGCGUCCAAACAAUCUUUUCUAUCAAUGUGAAGCAGGAGAGCAGGACUGGCUGUCACAGGUAACAAGCCCAACGAUUGGUCUGUGGUUUCAGGAAGGAGCUCACGGAUUGGCCAGUGUGGUUCAGUGCUCCAGCCACCCACAACAAGAAAGCGAGUGACUGCUAAAAAAUGAAAGGGACACAACUGACAGGAAAAAGACUGAACCUUAAAACUCUGAAAUAUCUCUGCAUGUGUUUGCAAGUGCUGAACUGAACUUGUGUGCUGACCUGGUCUUGAGCACGUCGGUUUUGUAGUUUGGGCUGUUCUGUAUAACCCCUCCCUUCCUCUGCCCCCAACCAGAUACAGUAUAUCCCAUUGGUGGACAGGUUCCACUGCAUCCUGAAACCUGAAGCCCUUCCUCUCCUUUGCAAGAGAUGUUGGACACGUUCCUCUGCCCAAGCGUUGCUGACGCAUGCCAGAUCUUACAAUGCCUGGAUAGGUAUUUUGCGUAUCAGCUAACCACAUAUGAUCCACCAAUCUGGUGCCCGACAGCACAGUCGAUGACGUGGCACGCAACCAUUGGAUGAUGCAUGCGAUGUCUGAGAAGGGGAGCGCGACCCCUAGCAUCCUUCUGGGCAUGGCUUGCUGAGUAUGCCAAACUACCGUAUGUAACCUGUCACCAACAGUUAUGAGCAAAUGCUGGAAUGUCUUAAAAGUGACAGGAAAUAUGUAUUUUAAAAACAAAAAAAUAUUUGUCACAAAUGAUGACAGAAAUGAUAUGUUUUUAUUGUACUAGUUUUCUAUCAUUCAACAUGUUAUUAUAAUUAUUCUGAAUAUCAUUAUGACUAAACAUCAUAAUGACAUACUAUAGCUACCAUAUUUUGUUUUUGGUUCUAUGGUUUCCUAUAUGGAAUUCUUAAGACCAAUGUUUCUCUUAAAAAACAACGAAGACAAAAACACAAAUAGAAUGUUCCAGAAGUGACCCUUUGAUGAAAGAGAUGCUGUUUGGUGGAGAAAUUGUUGUACAGAAACCUAGUUUCAGUGAAGAGGUGUUGCGUUGCAUUGGAGAUUUUCUAUAUUUUUGUAUGCAUUGUCUUGCUUUAAUCUUUGCCUAUGCGGCGUGCCUGUGUAUGUGGUUUUUGCACGAAGCUAACGUGGCUGUAGAUUUCUCCUUUCUUUGUUAUCACUGUGUGAUAUAGUAUACCGGGAAAAAAAUACAAAUAUGAUCAAAAAAAUGUUUAUUUAAUUUUGAAAGAGGAUACUGUGAUACGGUUUGUUAUUGUCAUGAUCCUCAAUGGGAAAAGUUUCCUUUUCUUUGUAAUUAUAUCGGACUUCUUUCUUUCCUGUUCAUAGCUGCUCCUAAAGCAAAAUUCCAAGUUAUUUCUCUUUCCAUUCUUUUUCAAAGGAUGUCAGGAAAAGGGCAUUUUUUGUAAAUAUAUCGAAAUCAUUCCAUUGGCAUGGUGAUCUGAGGAACCUUAAAUUGGUUCGGUCAGAGGGACUGUCACUCAUACAACUCAGGAAGUCCCAUUGGUUCAGAGCGUCAGUAUAUCCCGCCCCUACACAAUGAGCCACUGCUCACUCAUCCUCUUUCUCAGCGAGCGUGUGUGUGUGUUGGGAAAUGUAUUCACGAUUAAAGCACAGAAUUAGUGUUCAGCUCACCUCUUCAACCCUUCACUGAUUGUUCAUGAAAGCCCUUGUGUGUGUGUGUGUGUGUGUGUGUGUGUGUGUGUGUGUGUGGUAAAAUAUUACAGUCAACUAGCUUGCAUUUGUGCGUCCGCUCCAAAAACCCCUAAUGCAACGAUUCCCUUUUAAACAGUGUUUUAGUAUAGCAAUGUUCUGACUGAAGAUCAAAGGCUUGGCCUACAUGAUGCUUUUGGAAAGGACAUUAACAGACCAAUCACCGUUCUCCCUUUUUGGAAACUAAAAAUGUGUUUUAGACUUUCUGCCAGAGAGAUGAUUAAAAGUAGAGGUGGUGUCAUACAUUUUAGCAACAUGAUUUGAAAUGUAACAACUGAAUUAUUUGAUGAUGACACUAACAACUGGUGGAUUGAAUGAGUCUGAAACACACAUUCAACUCAGGGGAAACCAUUACGGCUGUGCCUUCAUUUAUAAACUUUGACCUCUGAUUGGUCAUACGGUCAGGUCAGUUCCAUUAAUUCUGUCCAAUGACACCCACCAUUGAGCCAUAGAUCCGCUUGACAUCCGCAACAUGUGGACAUUUAUAUUAUGGUUCUACACAGAACUAUUCACAAUGUAGAAAGACACUUUGACAGCUGGGUGUUUUUUCUAGAAUGCAUCUUGUAAUGCUUUCUGAUUCUAAUGCAGUGUUCUGUGCAUCCAUUUAUCAUGGUUGAUUAGACUGUUUGGAGUACGAGUUUCUUACUUAGUGGUCUGCUCACUGUUCUUUUAAGUUCGAGUUGCUAAUGUUUAUCUUUCUGCCUCUACAGCUGUACGAAGUUGCUCAUAUGGUAUUGGACCUCCUCUUUGACAAGGUCAAGGGUUAAAAGUCACUAGAGUUGUGUAUGGUUAGAUCCUGUUACAUCUGUUUCCAGCUUGUCCUGGUGUUUAGAGGAUUGGAGGGUUUGAGUAUUGUCUAUUUGGAGGGAUACUGCAUCAUUGUCCUUUCACUGACAUUACAGAGAGGGGAUGUUUGCGUCCGGGGCAAGGUUGUGAUUUUGUCCUGAUGCAACGACGUGUGUUGCAUUGUUUUCUGUCCCCCCUAGUCUGGCUGCAUUGCGCACUCACUGAACGUGUCCCCCUGGUGGUGUGUGACUGGCACCUUGGUUCCGGGCAUCUCAUUCACACACAGCUGUCACACACACUCUCCCUCUGUCUCCAUCUGUCUAAUAUUCUCUCCCCUUUCUCAUCCCCUUCUCCUUUCUGUCUCUGUCCCUUUGUCUCCUGCAUCUCCUGUCUCCCACUUUCACCCUCAGGCUGUUUCCAUCUCCUUCUAUCCCUCCUCUCUCUUCCUCCCUCUCCCUAUCCUUAUUCACAGGAGCCCUCUUAUGUAACUGGGGGACGGCAGGGCUGAGUGCUACCUUUGCCGACAGGCAAUUAGCCAGCGAUUAUGAAAAACAACUGACGGACACGUAGAGCAAUGGGAGAUGUAUAUCUCUCUUUAUUUUAUCCUCUCCUGCUAUGUGUCUCUUUAUCGUUCCUGUCUCUCCUUCUGUCCUAAUACUAGUCUUUUGAGGUUAACUGCCCUAAAAAGCUGAUGGUGGUUGCUGUAAGAGGCGGGUGAUGUAACGGGGUGGCGCCACUGUCCUGUGAUUGAAUGAAUGUCCUAUGAUUUAUACUGCGUCAGCCAAUGGGAAUGAGUGUCCCUUAGUGUGGCACAGAUGGAUUUAAAAGGAGGUGUGUGUGCGCGCGCGUAGAGUGAGAGAUUGGAGAGAGUGGCAACAUGUUCUGUGGGUGGCCUGUUGCUCUAGGCCAGUACUGACAUUGGGCACUAAUCACAGACUUUGUGUGAUAGACAUGGCCGGUGGCAGUGGCGAGUGGGAGGAGGUGAUACACUAAGUUAACAUUUUAUUCUAAAAUCAGGGGUAUUAAUAUUGAUGUUAUAACAGCCUCCGCUCUUCUGGGAAGGCUUUCCACAAGAUGUUGAACAUUGCUGCGGGGACUUGCUUCCAUUCAGCCACAAGCAUUAGUGAGGUCGGGCACUGAUGUUGGGCGAUUAGGCCUGGCUCGCAGUUGGAGUUCCAAUUCAUCCCAAAGGUGUUCAAUGUUGUUGAGGUCAGGGCUCUGUGCAGGCUUGUGUGGCCUACCACUUUGCGGCUGAACCGUUGUUGUUCCUAGACGUUUCCACUUCACAUUAACAGCACUUACAGUUGACCAGGGCAGCCCUAGCAGGGCAGAAAUUUGACGAACUGACUUGCUGGAAAGGUGGCAUCCUAUGACGGUGCCACGUUCAAAGUCACUGAGCUCUUUAGUACAGGCCAUUUCACUGCCACUGUUUGUCUAUGGAGAUUGCAUGGCUGUGUGGUGGAUUUUAUUCACCUGUCAGCAAUGGGUGUGGCUGAAAUAGCCAAAUCCACUAAUUUGAAGGCGUUUCCACAUACUAUAGAAUAUGAAUAUUCAGUCUGUAGUCCCCCAAUUGCCCUCACCACCCCACACCCACAGGGUUGACAUCUAAACACAACAGGCCUGUUGAACAUCUAGAUACUCCAGGCCCUCUGAACAUCUAGACACUACUGGCCCUCUGAACAUCUAGACACUACUGGCCCUCUGUUUAACAUCUAGACCCUACUGGCCCUCUGUUGAACAUCUAGACCCUACUGGCCCUCUGUUGAACAUCUAGACACUACUGGCCAUCUGUUGAACAUCUAGAUACUACUGGCCCUCUGUUGAACAUCUAGAUAUUCCAGGCCCUCUGUUUAACAUCUAGACACUACUGGCCAUCUGUUGAACAUCUAGAUACUACUGGCCCUCUGUUGAACAUCUAGAAACUACUGGCCCUCUGUUGAACAUCUAGAUAUUCCAGGCACUCUGUUUAACAUCUAGACACUACUGGCCCUCUGUUGAACAUCUAGAUACUCCAGGCCCUCUGUUGAACAUCUAGAUACUCCAGGCCCUCUGUUGAACAUCUAGAUACUCCAGGCCCUCUGUUGAAAAUCUAGAUACUCCAGGCCCUCUGUUGAAAAUCUAGAUACUCCAGGCCCUCUGUUGAAAAUCUAGAUACUCCAGGCCCUCUGUUGAAAAUCUAGAUACUCCAGGCCCUCUGUUGAAAAUCUAGAUACUCCAGGCCCUCUGUUGAAAAUCUAGAUACUCCAGGCCCUCUGUUGAAAAUCUAGACACUCCAGGCCCUCUGUUGAACAUCUAGACACUACUGGCCCUCUGUUGAACAUCUAGAUACUCCAGGCCCUCUGUUGAACAUCUAGAUACUCCAGGCCCUCUGUUGAACAUCUAGAUACUACUGGCCCUCUGUUGAACAUCUAGACACUACUGGCCCUCUGUUGAACAUCUAGACACUACUGGCCCUCUGAAUAUCUAGACACUACUG